UGCUCGUCACGUGAUGUUUUCGCUGGGCUGUAGUGAUGUGUAGCCACCAUGAGUGAAGCGGGCAAAUAAAGAUUUAUAAUGGCAGCGAGCGAUGAUGGAGGCUCUGCGAAGAUGCAACGUUUCGUCGCGCUGAAUAAUCACCAGGGGGAUACGUCGGAAAGCAGCACGGAUCACUCGAACGCGUAAUUGUAUCUGAGCUACGAACCCGCAGCCGACAAAAUGGGCCGUGCAUCAGUGUAAAGCGGAGGUAAAGUGACCUUUCAUCGCAUUGUCCCAUGGAAGAUCGGCCGCGUUUACCGAAUCACGGCGUCAUGUUGACACUGGAGGCACAACCGCGGCGCGCUGUCACAAAAACGCCCGCGACCAACAGCCACAUCUCUUGUGCUGCCGGGGAGCCUCCAUCCUCCUCCUCCUCCUCCACCUCAAUCAAUAACAGCGGCUCCCGUUUGCCCAUGCACUUAACGGCCUCCUCUCAUUCUCAGCCACAGAGGAGGUACCAUCCGCCUUACCACUUUAAAGUGCAUCAUCUGUUCCCGGAUGAGAACCCUCAGGAUGCUGUAUUGAGGAAGAACUUGCCACCGCUCCAGUAUAAAGUGCACGACUCUGCCUUCUGCCGUGUACUGAGCGCCGACACCACUGCUGCUGCCCUGGCCGCCGCCGCCGUCUGCUCCGGCGGUGUGGACAGGGACAUAUGGAAAUGUGGCUAUCUCAGAAAACAGAAGCACGGCCACAAGAGGUUCUUCGUCCUGCGGGGCCCCAGCAACCUCGGGCCCAGUCGGUUGGAGUAUUACGACAGCGAGAAGAAAUUUCGAAACGCCCUCAAAGCUGCUGCCUCCGGUGUUGCUUGCCCUGCCAAGAGGGUGAUUUAUCUGUCCCAGUGUUUUACAGUGAACAAGAGGGCUGAUGCUAAGAACAAAUACCUCAUUGCCCUUUACACUAAAGAUGAGUAUUUCGCCGUGGUGGCGGAGAGCGAGCAGGAGCAAGAGGAGUGGUACUUGGCCCUCACUGAACUUAUGACGGAGGGGAAAAAGGGGCAGCUAGACAACGAUGAACUCGACGACGGCUACGGGACGAUUUCACCGGGGACUAUUUUCAAGGAGGUGUGGCAGGUCAAUGUCAAACCUAAAGGCUUGGGUCAGACCAGGAAUCUAAUGGGUGUGUACCGUCUGUGCCUUUCCGCCAAGACCAUUCACCUGGUGAAGCUGAACUCGGAGACGCCUGCCGUCAACCUGCCGCUAAUGAGCAUUCGCCGCUGCGGCCACUCCGAGAGCUUCUUCUUCAUCGAGGUGGGCCGCUCUUCUUCCAUUGGCCCCGGCGAAAUCUGGGUGCAAGUCGAGGACUCGGUGGUGGCGCAGAACAUGCACGAGACCAUUCUCGACACCAUGAAGGCUCUCAAGGCCUUUCCUGACUUCAGGCCGCGGAGCAAAAGCCAGUCCUCCGGCUCGAUCCCCUUGCCGUUCAUCACUACUCGCCGACAUUUCGGCAACCUUCCCCCGAGCCAAACUGGGCUGCAGCGCCCCUCCAGAACAGAUUCGGUGACAGGCACGCCGCCUACAGGGAAAAACAGAGGGCGAGGCCAGCGCUACCGGACCUCCAGCGAGGGCGAAGGCACUCAGGACCGCCCCCUCAGCUCUGGAACAGGCAGCCUGGUGCAUCUAAAUACCCCCGUUCUCAGCGUGGGCCGAGAGGAGAGCGGCAGCUGCUGCGCCCACGCCUCACCCGGUUCGGGCCACCACACCCGGUCCGCUUCCCUCCCCGUGUCUCAAUUCCUAUCUGCCACCAGCCCCAUCAGCGUGUCCAGCAGCAGCGGGCACGGCUCGGCCUCCGACACGCACACUCGCCCCUCGAGCUCCUCCAUUUGUGGCUCCCCUAGUGACGGAGGCUUCAACUCGUCCGAUGAGUUCUGCCCCAGCCCGUGUGACUUCAGGUACUUUCACGCAAGUUGCACCACACCCGAAUCCCACGGCAGCACUCCGCCCGUUCGGGAGGACUAUCGGCUGACUGAGUACAUGACCAUGGAUUGGCACAGAGAUGGGGCGAGGACUUUUGAGGAGGAGAGCAGUUACAUGGAGAGGACUUUCCUCAAGCUUGCACAUUCGUCCAAGCCAAAGCUUGGCGGCGGUGGCGGUUUGAGUAUCACGCAGCAGAAAGCUACGCAAACCUCAUCCUCUUUAGACGAGUCAAGCCCGGUGGAGUCAAAACGACACCAGGUUUGCUCGUGCCUGCUGAAGUCAGCCUAUAAGUCUUACUCUGAAUUACAUCACCCAAACAAGCCUCCCUUGCUCAGCUCUGAGUGUCAAAAGAAACUGCCAAAAGACGACGGCUACAUGCCCAUGAUCUACAGCAUUGCUCCCUCUCCGAAUGCAGAUUACAUCCCUAUGCAACCCCGAGCAAACCACCCCGCCACCCUGGACAUUCACCCCUGUUCCUCGCAGCAAGCGGACCGAUACGGCUACAUGAUGAUGCUCCCAGGCGACAGCCCCUCCAGUAGGGAGCAAGCAGAGUAUGACGACUACAUGGACAUGUCCCAACUUACCGUGGCCGAAGGCUUUUCACAGGCCUCGCCCGAAGGUCCGAAGACCUCAUACUUCUCGCUCCCGCGCUCCUACAAAGCCCCGUCACGAGAAAAGCGCAAAAAGAUGGAAUACAUUCCUAUGUCCCCGGCCGAGCCCCCAAGCCCGCCUAGUCCCGGAGAGUACAUUCACAUGGACUUUGGGUCCCGUUCCUCUCACGCCGCUGCUUCUCCACCCUCCGUAAAUUCGCCCUCCACACCGCCGCCUUCUCAGCCCUGUUAUCGCCACUGUUGCUCCUCACCAGACCAUGACUACUUGGGCCUAAACAUGGAUGGCCUCCUGAAGGACCGCCCUCCUCGGCACUCGCUCGUAGCACCGUGGAACCCACCCAACUAUGCCCGUCCCUUAGGGUGCUCUUAUGGGCAGGCGUCAACUAAUUUAGAUCCUGAAAAGACGCACGACGAGUGCGGAGAUGGUCCGUUGAGAGCAAUGCAGCACCUUUGCAUCUCCGAGCGUCUGCCGUUCGGUCAUACGGAGCCCAAGGUCAUCAGGGCGGACCCACAGGGAAGGAGACGACACAGUUCGGAGACGUUCAUCCCCUCGCCUGCUUCUUUUGCUAGCGGUUGCGGAAUCAGGCCCUCAGCCAAUCAGAAUCUCCCCGAAGCUAGCAGAUGGCAAAACUCCAGCUCCUUCGAUAGCAUGUGGUCACACUCGGGCGCCUCCCCCGACUCGGCAGCCCUAGCGACGAGCUCCGCUAGCGGAGGGACGCCUCAGAACACCUCAUCCAGCUACCUCAACUACAUCGCUCUGGACCUGAGAGAAGUGCCCAGGGUCACACGCGACACUCCCCCUCCACACCCAGCUCACAGUAACCUCCAAGAGAGCGAUGCUUACGCUGGUAUAGACUUCUCCGUUUCGGGAGGACGUGCCACUGCCUCAAAAGAUUGAGUGAGUCGAACACUGGUGCCCGAAGGGGAAUCAGGACACGGAGAAUCCACUGAACUCUGGAACGCCGAAGAGCAAGCCGCCUCCUCCUCCUCCUCCUCCUCCUCAGACCUCCAACAACAAAGACUGAGAAACUGCACAACCUCUUAUGCUCUGUAUUUCCCACAUAACUGCCUCAACAACCGGUUUCAUUUGUCCGAAUGAGAAUAUUUGUUUGUUUGUUUUUUUCCUUUAUUGUCUCGGUCUUGUUUACUAGAGCGGGUUCGCUAAAUUAGAACUGUGAGCUUCAGAUAUCUAGCACUUCUAUUUUUGUGUGUACGAUAUGAAACGCAUCAUAGCUCUUAGGUUACAGGUUUAUGUUUCUCGGAUGUAAAUAGGAGAAGCUUGUAUAUCGAGUAUCAUUUUGUAUCAUCUCGCCGUACUUAGUUCCGCCUGUUUUUAUUUGUAUAAAGUAAUUGAGUAUUUUUUCAGGGGUUAACAGUGAACGCACUGUUCGAACUUGUCACACAGGCCACUUCUGUGAAGACCGCGUUGUUGUUUUUUUUCUUUUCAUUGUGUACAGUCAUUGAAUCAUCUCGCUCUGUGUUUUGGAUGCAUGAAAACAUCCCCCACGAGAGAGCGUCUGAGAAAUGAGGCAACAUCAGGCGAGUUCGAAAGCACGACACGCUUCGAGACGAGUACGAGAGCACUUUUUAGCCUUUGAGACAGUGUUUCCGAGUUAACCGGAUGCUACCUCCCGUUCACGCCGUUGGGAAAACGCUCACAAAAUCCUUUCAGCCUCGCCUGUAUUAGUGCGAUAUCAAGUAUUGCCGACUCUGAGAUGCAAAACGCCACCAUUUCCACCACCGCGGCUUUUCUGUCCUCGUUUGAAAUAGCCUUGUUUACAUAGAUUGGGAGUGUUUUUGAGCCUCGAUGUAGCCACCGGUCACAAAACGACGAUGUUUACUAAUUCUUGUGGUUACGUAUUUGCAUUUCACUACUAGUCUUACGAACUGCCACAGUACUGAAGGAUAACGUCGUGCUACUUUGCAUUCCCCACGUGGUACAUCCUGUUAGUUGUUUUUGUUAAUUUAUUGAUUAUUUAUUGAUCGUCUGUUUAUUUAUUGAAUCCAGUGUAGUGGCGUUUGCCGGUGAGCGCAUUCGUACGAAUAUAGUACUACUUGCUGAGAGGGGGAGUUCAAUGUAUAUACAACUUCACAGCCUGUUUUCCCCUCAUCUCUCUCGAGCCUUUUUUAACUAAGAGUUACUAGUCUCUUUUUUUUAUUUAUUAUUUUUUGCUUGUACCUGGAAGCUUUAUAUGAAGAGAUUUUGGGUUGAGGUUGUGGUUGAAAGCUGUGUAGUAAGAUGUGUAAGCUUUACAGUAGUAGUCCAGAUUAUGUUGGGACGAAACCAUACGUCGGUGACUUUUUCCCCAUCUUUCUUUGACUAGCUUUUGUCAUGCUAUUGUGUCAUGAUAUUGCUUUGCUUUAAUGUAAAAUGUGAAAUGAAAAAAACAGUAGUAUACCGUUUCUUGGGGAUUUUUCUACACAAUAACUACCGUGACAGCCUGGAAAAAUAAUCAAACUUGUGUUUUUUUUUGUUUGUUUUUUUUAUACUAGGGGCUCUACUGAGGUUAUAUUUUGGGGAUACUGAUAUUGUUUGGAAUUGUGUCGUUUGCCUUUUACAGUGACUGAAAGGAAGAGCUGGAAAAAAAAAAGAAAAAAAAAAGAAGAAGAGAUGGGCAAAGUCUGUGUCAACAAUUUGCUGUUCAUUUGGUCAGUACUCACUUAUGCUGAAAGCUUGUGAUUGGGUUGAAAAAUGUUGAUAAUAAUGACUGAAGCAGACCAUUAUCAGCGCCGUCUUCCUUUUGUAAAUAUUGUAAUUUUUGAUAUCCCUUCUCUCGUCAACACGCUACACGGCACCUCUCUUGGUUUCAAGGACGAGGGUGUUUGAGAUUUUUUUUGUUCUUUUUAUUUGGUCACUUCUACAUUUUUAUAUUUUGGUUUUUUUUUUCGUGUAUAUUUAUUAGAUUGGGUUUGCUUGUAAUAGAGCUAUUGCAAUAAAAAAGUGCC
This is a messenger RNA of Onychostoma macrolepis, 5509 nucleotides long. RefSeq names its product insulin receptor substrate 4a (gene irs4a). The transcript has 2 exons. Gene Ontology annotation, biological process: insulin receptor signaling pathway. The record is from RefSeq and is a predicted model, not a curated record. Gene Ontology annotation, molecular function: insulin receptor binding; phosphatidylinositol 3-kinase binding. Gene Ontology annotation, cellular component: plasma membrane; cytosol. NCBI's taxonomy places the organism in Eukaryota, Metazoa, Chordata, Actinopteri, Cypriniformes, Cyprinidae. The coding region runs from base 276 to 3461 and encodes 1061 amino acids.